UAGAUUAUGUUUUACUAUUCGGGCUGCAAUCGUCGUUUUAAAACUGUAUAAUAUCUCCAGUUGCCUCCCCUUUGUUUUCGUUUCCAUGGUACAGUCAGUGGGCACUAUGGCGCUGGCCAGGGUCUGCAAAUGUUGUAGGCCGGUGGUAAAAGAGAGUUUCAAAGGACUGUUAUGUCGAGUUUUACAGCCAGGCUGGAUUGAAGGCGGUAAGACAGCUAAGAGACAUCUGCUGUCAGAAGAUAUCAUCAGACUACAAGACUUCCAGGAGAGGAAGCUGGCUGUGGGUUACUUUGUCAAUGGACUGAAUGGAAAUUUUAUUGACCUCCUCAGUGAAAAGCUCCAAAGGAAUGAGCAGAUAUAUAGCCGAGACCUGAAGAUUCUCCUUCACUCGUGCCAGUCUGCAGAUGACAUGAAGGUAGCCACAGAAGCCAUUUAUAGAUAUGCAGAGAACACCACGUUUCACCAGUUCAAGUUUGGGCCUCUCUUCAUACGACUGUGCUAUGAGCUUGGUCAGGAGGAUUUGGCUGCUGCUACAAUAACAGAUCAGAGUAUGAAGGAAUUUUUCAACGAUGCGACUUCCUUUAACAUCACCACAGACAUGUUAUUCACCAAAGGCUCUUAUGAACAUGCCCUGAAGAUCAUAAAAACCAUGAAGAAACGAGGUGUAGAAUUCACCAAAGACACUUUCAUACUGGCAUGUGGCACCUGCUAUAAACUGAACACACCGGAGUCCUACAGGAUCUGCACUGCUCUGAUAGAUGAGGCAGAGAGCAAAGACCUCCCUAUUCCCAGACAUGCUUACAGCUUUGCUGUAGCAUUAGCACUUCGGCAGAAUGACGUAGAAAAGGCACAAUCGUUGUAUUUUCAAAUAAUAAACACUGACAGCAGAAUAGGCCAGAACUUAAGGGUUCUAAUACUAGCAAUGUCAGGAGAGGUUGCAGAGGCGGUUUCAAUCCUGUCUGCAGCGCAUUUGUAUAAAUGGCCCUCUUUUGUGAAGAAGCCUGAAUUUUGUCAGGAGGUGUUGGAUUUGCUGUGCCUGCGGAGUGAAGAUGGACCACACAUGAUGAAAGUGAAAAAGAUAGUGCGUCAUCUUGAGGAAGCCAAUCAAGUGACCCAGCAGACCCUCGAUGACCUGCUCUGCUUCACACCCCCAGGGAAGAGGGAGCAACCUCUGGUGGAGAGGAGGAUCAGCAGGACUGUGAAGGCUGUGAUAUGAACUCUAUCUCUGGUUAGAGCUUGUCCUGAUAAUUCUACCAACAUUUGAUGAAAACAGUAACAGUUCAUGUCAACAGAACACUGCUGAUAGACAAUUACAGAAGCAAUACUAUCUAAAUGGGUAUGGAUUUUCUUUGUCAAGGAUCCCCUAUGGAUAAUAGGUUAUUUGGGGGGAAAUUCUGUAUAUAAAAGUAUGAAUGAGUGAUUAAAGAUAAAUUGAAUAUUUAAUAGUGAAAGCAAAGGAUUCUUGUCUUGCUUUGAUGUGUAUAGAUGCUGGUGAAAUCAGAUUUGUUUUAUCAUCCAUUUGAUAAAAUGGAUAUCUUGCAAAGCUACUGCCUUUUUCCAACAAAAUAAAUAGAUACACUUUUUAAUA
This is a messenger RNA of Centropristis striata (black sea bass), 1588 nucleotides long. RefSeq names its product pentatricopeptide repeat domain 2 (gene ptcd2). The record is from RefSeq and is a predicted model, not a curated record. NCBI's taxonomy places the organism in Eukaryota, Metazoa, Chordata, Actinopteri, Perciformes, Serranidae. Gene Ontology annotation, biological process: multicellular organism development; mitochondrion organization; regulation of mRNA processing. Gene Ontology annotation, molecular function: protein binding; RNA binding. Bases 86 to 1216 code for a protein of 376 amino acids. The transcript has 10 exons. Gene Ontology annotation, cellular component: mitochondrion.